AUGCUGAAUUGCUUUCCAAUCCCGUCUUUCUUCCUGAUAAUUACCAUCUUCACGCUGUUUGGCAUCCCAAAGUGUUUAUGCCAGGAUGGGCGUUACGUAUUCUGUGGAAAUGUGUAUCAGUGCGGAAACAUCCAGUUUAGGUAUCCUUUCUGGGGAGGAAAUCGCCCGGAGAAUUGUGGGUAUCCUGGUUUUGAAGUGAAUUGCGUAUCAAGUAGUGUUCCCCGGAUUACGAUUUCAUCGCAACAAUACCUGGUUGUCAAUUCUCCGGACAUCACAGCCAAUACUGUGACAGUUGCAAGAGAGGAUCUUUCUAACAACAUCUGUCCACAAGACCCAAAGGAUACCGCCAUAAACUUUACCAUCUUCAAUCCUUCCAACACCCAAAACCUGACUCUGUACUACGGCUGCCCCACAAUUACUCCUCCUCCUCUGUUUGAGUUCCCCUGUACUACGAAUGGAAACACUACCGCCAACUAUUUCAAUAUGCUCGGGUCGAACCAAGGCAUCACGAUCCCCUCUGGCUGCGAUCGUAUCAUUACCGUUCUGGUUGAUCAGGAUGCGGUUCGGAAUUUGGGGAGCUCUGCUGGUUUAAAUAGUGUUCUGAGGGCUGGAUUCACUUUGAAAUACGAGGCGGAAAAUGCAAACUGUCUGAGAUGUUUGCAGUCAAGAGGCCAAUGUGGGUAUGAUUCCGGUUCGUUCGUCUGUUACUGCGCCGACCGUGCCUACACUCGGGAAUGCAACGGCACCGCCGCCGGCACCCCUAGUGGAAACGGAGGAAGCAGAAGUAGUGGUUGGACAGUGAAGAUAACCGUCCCUGUAGUUGCAAUCUCUGUCACCCUAUUGACCGUGGUUCUAGUAAUUUAUUACCUAGCAAAAAAGUACUCAUGGCUGGAAUCAAUCAGCUAUUGGAGGAAGUCAGACAAGGGAAGAGACCUUGUUGUUGAGGAAUUUAUGAGGAAUUUCGGAUCCAUGGCUCCUAAGUUGUACACAUUCUCUGAAGAAAAUGAAAAAUUGGAAUAUGUAAACAUUGUACAAGGAAAAGGAGCAUUGAAACUAGUGGAAAAGCUACAUGCAAUCUUAAUUCGUGAUAGUAGAUCGUGUUACCAAUGCAACUCCCUAAGGCUUUCAGCAGUUAAAGAUGUCAAAACAUCUUUAGCCCCAGAUGAUGAUAUCCCUCGAAUCACCAUCGGGCAAGUAAUGUAUCGAGUCCUCUACCUCGAUUUCCCCGUCAAGAAAACUGUUACUGUUGCAAGAGACGAUCUUUGGAAUAAUACUUGUCCUAGGUAUCUCAAGAACACUACUUUAGAUUCCAACAUCUUUAGCCUCACUAACAAAAAAUGUAAAUCUUACGCUCUAUUACACUUGUUCCUGGAGGGACUAAGUCAUGGAAUGAGUGAUUCGAUUAGUCCUUUUGCCUCCAAGUGCAAUAGUAGCAUAUUUGUACCUGUCAAUCAGGAUGCAGCUCAGAUUUUGAUAGGUAAUGGAACCCUGAGAGCUUUGCUAUCUGCUGGCUUUACUUUGCAAUAUGAAGCCAAUAAUACAGCGUGUGACAUUUGCAUUCGGACUGGCGGGCGAUGUGGUUAUAAUUAUGCUUCCAGUUCCUUUGCGUGCUACUGCUUUGAUCGUCCACAGGAUCUAUCAUGUCCAGAUGUAGGAUAUGGAUAUACCAAGAGAGGGGUUUCAAGAGUUGCACUGUCUGCUGGAUCAUUGCUUGGCUCAAUACUUCUCUGCUGCCUCGCCAAAAGGAAGUCGUGGUGGGAGGCAAUGAUCUACAGGAAGUUGCAGAAAAGACAUAAUGAACUCGUUCAAGAAUUUAUGAGGAGUUAUGGAUCCAUUGCUCCUAAGAGAUACGCCUAUUCAGAGAUCAAGAAGAUGACCGACUCGUUUAAGAACAAAUCAGGCCAUGGUGGUUAUGGUUGUGUUUACAAAGGUCAGCUGCCUGAUGGUCGUCAGGUGGCUGUUAACGUCCUGAAUGAUAGCAAGGGAAAUGGUGAGGAUUUCAUUAAUGAAGUUGCCACCAUUAGUAGAACCUCCCAUAUUAAUGUAGUCGCUCUUCUAGGCUUCUGUUUCAACAGGAAAAAGAAAGCAUUGAUCUAUGAGUUCAUGCCUAAUGGAUCUUUGGACAAGUUCUUGCGUAAUAAGGAUUCAUCACAGAAUACGGUCAUGGAUAAUUUGGAGUGGAAAAUAUUAUACAAAAUGGCAGUUGGCAUUGCACGAGGUCUGGAAUAUCUUCACCAAGGUUGCAAUACAAGAAUUGUACAUUUUGACAUAAAGCCUCAGAAUUUACUUCUGGAUGCAGACUUUUGUCCCAAGAUCAGCGAUUUUGGCCUGGCUAGAUUAUACAAGAGGAAAGAGAGUAUUUUAUCUACAAUGACCGCCAGAGGAACUAUCGGAUAUAUUGCUCCAGAAGUGAUAUUCCCAACCUUUGGAGGUGUGUCUCAUAAAUCUGAUAUCUAUAGUUAUGGAAUGAUGGUUCUCGAGAUAGUUGGCUUGAGAAAGAAACCCGAGAUUGAGUCACUGCAAACCAGAAAAGACCUACCACUCGAAUAUACAAAUCCAGUUGAGAGACCAUCGAUUAGUAAGGUGGUGGAAAUGCUAGAAGCCAUGAUUAGCUAUAAUUGUGGAUUCAGACUGACGAGUCCAGAUCCAUCACCUCCAACGGGCCCGGCCCACUACUCGGCUUUAGGGUCAAAACCGCCACGGAUAUGGUGGUUUAUUAUUACUAACCCUAGUAAUAAUCGGAUGCCUCCCAAGUCUAUAAAUAGGGACCUAUAUUCCACACUAAAGGAAACCCUAGUCGGAGUUUCACCCUACACCGGCGGUACAAUUCCAGUUUCUUGGAAACUCAAGAUGCAUAAUCUCCUUCGCAUAAUUUCUCUCUUGUUCGUUGUUCCGCUGAGCUUGAUUUUGAUCCGAAUCCCAAAAUCUUACUGCCAGGAUCAACACUUUUUAGCCUGCAGCGAUGCAAAUCACUGCGGAAACAUUAACAUCACUUAUCCCUUUUGGAUUGAGAAUGAAGAAAACUCUGGUUGUGGUUAUCCAGGUUUCCAGGUAAGUUGCCAAGCUGAUGUCCCCCGGGUUUCAAUAGGGAAAGUAGUAUACAGAAUCCUAGACCUUAGUUACCCUGCUAAUGGAACUGUUACUGUUGCAAGAGAUGAUCUCUGGAACACUGUUUGUCCUACAUUUCUCCAGAACACUACUUUAGACUUUGAUAAAUUUAGUUACUCUAGUGAUACCGAAAACCUCACUUUGUCUUAUGGUUGUACUUCCUCUGCUCCUGGACUGUCAAAGCCUUCCAACGAGUUUGAUUGUUUAGUCAAUAAUACAAUCACUUCGAGUUUUUUCAAUGUAAUCAGCUCGAAUACAACCAACCCUUCUCAUUUUAAGUGCAAUAGUAGCAUAUAUGUACCAGUUCCUCAUGCUGUAGCUCAGAGAUUGAAGGAUUCCGAAGGUUUAGGAGCUGCGGUGGCUGCUGGUUUUACGUUGCUAUAUAAAGCAAAUAAUUCAAUCUGCGAAGGAUGCUUGCAGUCUGGCGGGCGAUGUGGGUAUAAUAAAGAUUCCAGCUCAUUUGUGUGCUUCUGCUAUGACCAUGCGUACAAUUUGGUAUGUAAUGAAUCAGGGAGUGCUGGAAAGCAUUCUAGAUCUGCAGCCGAGGGAAACAACCAAUUGGUUCAAGAAUUCAUGAGGAGUCACGGAUCCACCUCUGCUGCCAAGCUGUACACCUAUUCAGAAAUAAAGAAAAUGACCAGUUCUUUUAAGAACAAAUUAGGUCAUGGUGGUUAUGGUUGCGUAUACAAAGGUAAGCUACCUGAUGGUCGUCGCGUUGCAGUAAAAGUAUUGAAUGGUGACAAAGGGAAUGGCGAGGAGUUCAUCAAUGAAGUUGCUGCUAUCAGCAAAACUUCACAUGUUAACGUUGUAACUCUAUUAGGCUUCUGUUACAACAGCAAAAGGAGAGCAUUGAUCUACGAGUUCAUGCCUAAUGGAUCCUUGGAUAAGUUCAUAUGUCAAAAGGAUUCGUCACAGGCUAUGACAAACGAUUACUUGGAGUGGAAACUAUUGUACAAAAUUGCAGUUGGCAUUGCUCGAGGUUUGGAGUAUUUACACCAGGGUUGCAACACCAGAAUAGUUCACUUUGACAUCAAGCCUCAGAAUAUACUUCUGGAUGCAGACUUCUGUCCUAAGAUCAGUGAUUUUGGCUUAGCUAAAUUGUAUAAGAGAAAAGAGAGUAUUUUAUCGACAUUGACUGCCCGAGGAACAGUUGGAUAUAUCGCGCCAGAAGUGUUUUGUCGGAACUUUGGUGGUGUGUCUCAUAAAUCAGAUAUCUAUAGUUAUGGAAUGAUGGUUCUUGAAAUGGUCGGCUUGAGAAGAAAACCCGAAAUUGAUCCACAAGAAACAGUCGAAGGUACAAUGCAUGAAGAAGAGGAGGAGACUGCAAUGAAGAUGAUCUUAGUUGGGCUAUGGUGCAUCCAAACAAAUCCAGCUGACAGACCAUCCAUCAGUAAGGUUGUAGAAAUGCUUGAGGCGACGAGUUCCAAUCUGCAGGAGUCUUGGACAACUACGUUAACAACUUCUGAGGCAUAA
This is a messenger RNA of Oldenlandia corymbosa var. corymbosa, 4581 nucleotides long. The record is from the annotation of a GenBank genome assembly. Lineage: Eukaryota; Viridiplantae; Streptophyta; Magnoliopsida; Gentianales; Rubiaceae.